Messenger RNA from Lactuca saligna, 530 nucleotides. The record is from the annotation of a GenBank genome assembly. Lineage: Eukaryota; Viridiplantae; Streptophyta; Magnoliopsida; Asterales; Asteraceae.
AGAGAGCCUCAUUUUCAUUGCGAUUUGCAACAAUGGCAUCCACAUUUGAGUCUCUCGUUACUAUCAUUUUCUUUACUCUUCUUGUCCAAGGCCAUGGUCAGUGUCAACUUAAAGACUUAACUGUGUCGACAUCAAAGACUCCUAGACAAAUACAAGAUGUACAAGAAUGGCAAGUGAUGUUUGUAAACAAUUGCAAAUGUAAUCUAAAAGACAUUAUUGUGUCAUGCAAAGGUUUCCAAUCAUUGGAGGAUGUUGAUCCGAAUGUAUUUGCACCUAUCGGGAAUGACAAGUUUAUUGUUAAUGGUGGUCUUCCUAUUGAACCUUUUGCUUCGGUCAUCUUUCUUUAUGCGGAUCCUCAACAUUUCGUAUUUAAGCCUGUUUCGCAUGAUAUGGUUUGUGUUUCCACUUGAUUGGUUCAAUUGUGGUUUUGACUUUCGAUUUAUGAUCUAUUUAUUGAUUGAUGUAAUAAAGAGUAUUAUUUUGAUCCCAAUAUUGGUUUUCAUGAAAUGAAAAUAUAUUGCAAUCAGAAC